This is a messenger RNA of Cucurbita moschata (crookneck pumpkin), 1283 nucleotides long. RefSeq names its product ATP-dependent Clp protease proteolytic subunit 4, chloroplastic. Gene Ontology annotation, cellular component: endopeptidase Clp complex. Gene Ontology annotation, molecular function: serine-type endopeptidase activity; ATP-dependent peptidase activity; ATPase binding. Gene Ontology annotation, biological process: protein quality control for misfolded or incompletely synthesized proteins. NCBI's taxonomy places the organism in Eukaryota, Viridiplantae, Streptophyta, Magnoliopsida, Cucurbitales, Cucurbitaceae. The transcript has 2 exons. The coding region runs from base 68 to 952 and encodes 294 amino acids. The record is from RefSeq and is a predicted model, not a curated record.
CCCGAAAGUCGUCAUCUCUCUGCUUCUUCCUGGUUUCAGAGUUGAAGCAGAGCAGAGCUGUAAAUCCAUGGAGCUUCUUUCACGGUGUUCUACUCUUGUUCCUCACGCCUCCACUCUCAGUCUUCCGAAUUCUCAUGGAAAAUCUUCGGUUUUCUAUCCCAAACGCAAAUCCAGCCUCUCAUUUCCUUCGUCUUCAUCAGUCCUCAAAGCAACCGCUCUUAAACCCUCCAGAACCCUAGCUCCGCCGUGCUCUGUCCUUAUGACGACUCCACAGACGCCGGAUUCCGCCCGGACUGGCGCCGAGACUGAUGCCAUGGGACUGCUUCUCAGAGAGAGGAUCGUUUUCUUGGGGAACAACAUUGAUGACUUUGUGGCCGAUGCUAUUAUCAGCCAGCUCUUACUCUUGGAUGCUCAGGAUUCUACUAAGGAUAUCAGACUCUUCAUUAAUUCCUCCGGCGGCUCUCUGAGUGCUACAAUGGCUAUCAUCGACGUCUUACAGCUUGUGAGAGCUGAUGUCUCCACAAUUGCACUGGGCAUUGCAGCCUCAACAGCUUCCAUAAUCCUCGGCGGUGGCACUAAAGGAAAGCGUUUCGCAAUGCCUAAUGCACGUAUCAUGGUUCAUCAACCUCUUGGAGGGACGAGUGGCCAAGCAAUAGAUGUCGAAAUUCAAGCACGUGAAAUCAUGCAUAACAAGAACAACAUAAUCAGAAUUAUCUCCAACUACACUGGCCAUCCAUUUGAGAAGGUCCAAAAAGAUAUCGAUCGGGAUCGUUAUAUGUCGCCCAUAGAGGCUGUAGAAUAUGGAUUGAUCGAUGGAGUGAUCGACAAAGACACCAUUAUACCUCUCAUGCAACUGCCAGAAAGAGUGAAGGCAACGUUAAAUUAUGAAGAAAUUAGUAAAGAUCCCAGAAAAUUCUUGACACCAGACGUCCCCGAUGACGAGAUAUACUAGUUUCGGGUGUUUCGAUGAACCGUUCUCUAGGCUUUUGAUUUACAUGAUUCACUUGUAGAAUCUUGAUUCAGCAAAGUCAUGGUAAGUGGAAAAUCGAAACUCGAUGAUGUGCUACUCAGCUUUUCGAGUAUCGUUUUUGAACAAAACGUCUCUACUUACUAGAUGUUAGAGGUCACGGGAAUUUGGACUCCUUUUUUGUCCAUGACAUUUUCAAAUGAGCAUUCUGAGAAAAGAAAAAUUGGCAGAGUAUAUUUCAUAGCUUUGUUUGAUUAAUUUCUUCUCCGUCCCAAACAGAACUGUUUAGUGUCAAUAAACUGAAUUUCUUGUUGAA